AUGGAUUAUAAUAGUCCGGAGGGUUCAACUUCACAGCUGGCUGGUACGGUACCAAAUCCCACCGAUCUGUCUCGCCGACUUGAAUCUACACAACAAGAACAGCAAGCAAAGGGAAAUCGGAGUGACGAUGAAAAUUCAAAAAUUACUCCAAUGCGAUCUCCUAAUAAUAGUGUGCCUCGGUUUGACCUUCAACCUAAUGCUCAGUUGUGGGACACUCUUUCACCGUCAAGGUCACCUGUGCGCCUUCAAUGCUGUUGUGGUAACGACGAUUGCCCAAACCUUGCAGCAUUUUUAAUAAGUUUAAAGUCCAUCGAAGAUCACCUAAGAUUAGCUGCUGAGAUUGGACAAGCACUUUUACAGCAACAAGAGGUAUAUCAACAAGAAAUAAAAGAGUAUAAGGAACAAUUAGAACAAUUAGAACAACAUCAGAAGAAAUUAUUGAAUGCAGAAAACUCUUUAGAAACCAAGUCUAUAAAUGAUAUAAAUGAGCAAAAAAUUUUGGAACUUGAAGAUUUAGUGCAUGAACUCGAAGAUUCACAACGAAUUUUGAAAAUUGAAAGAGAUGAUGCUACAAGACAGAAGAAUAUUUUGGAGAAUAAAGGUGAAGCGCUUACAGAGGCACUCGAGUCUAGUGAUAAAAGAGUUGUAGAAUUAACAAAUGAAAUUGAACGACUUGAUAAUGAAUUAAAACGCCUCAUGGCAAAUAACCUUAUGGGUGAACGAAUUGAGGAAAGAGAAGAAAUGUUAAGUAGGCAAUUGGAAGAUUUGAAGCAAGAGCUUCAAGUAUCUAGAAAAGCGGAGUUUGCCGCCGAAUCAAAGAUAAAAAAAUUGCAGACAAAAUAUGAUCAACUUUACUGUAGUUAUGAGCAAAUAGAAAGGGAACAACAAGGUUCUCAAAAAUCAAAAGGAAAAUUAGAAGCAGUAGCUAUGCUUCGCGAAUCAAAAUCAUCUCUACCAAAUCCUAAUAACGAGGCCAACACUCAUCUUAUUGCUCUUAUUAAAGAACUCUCAUCAGCAAAUAAUAAACUAAAGUCGGAGAUUGGUGAAUAUCGUGAUCUCCUUUCUGAAUCUCGUAAUGAGGUGAGCAGUUUGCAAUGUAGGAUUGAAGAUCUCGAGACAGCAAGUGCUGCUGGUUAUUUGUAUCCUGGUAGCUAUGCAUCAGCAACACCGUUCAACACAAUUAUGCAGCCGAUUCAUGACGAAAUGGAAGAAACUCAACCUAGUUCUACUAGCGUAUUUAUGGAAGAAAUUGGAGAUAUGUCAAAUAAUAUAUCUGGUACUGCCGCUCGAUCAAUUAAUCCACUUCUGUCACCCAAUGCUUUGUCAUCUUCGUUUGGUCCUGGUUCAUAUAACACGUUCAAUAGCUUGGGCGUUGAUCCUUCUGUACAUUCUCCUGUAGGAUCUGUCGUCUCUUCAUCGGUGUUAUCCAGUUCGAAUCCUUUUCAUCAUCACUACCAUUAUCACCACCAUCACUAUCAUAACGAAAAUAAUGAUAUACGAGGAAAUGUAUUUGGUGAACUGGAAAAACACUUUAAAAAGCCAAAGCCUAAGGGACCUAAACUCGUACGCGUCUCUAGAAAAAGCAGGAAAGCAAUCCCUGAAUUCGAUGAAAGGAUUGAAGAUGAAAAUAUCUCCCAUUCUGAUGUUGCAGAAAAGAAAUUUACUCAAUCUGAGGAAGAUUAUAGUGCAUCAGAACAGGGUGAUGAUAUGACCAACAAGUCUGACAGUACUAUUAUUAAAAAAGGUGAUAUAACUAAAUUAGAAACUUCUAAAGCUUCUUCAGUGGAUAGUAUUAAUUCACAGAAAAAAUCGAGUGUUUCUUUAUUAUCCGCUGGUCUCAUGAGGUCUGCAGCAGAAAAGUCCAAUACAACAAAUCAAGCCCAAGACGAACAAGAAGACGACAAAUCUUCCACAAAGAAAGCUUUUGAGAAAGACACACCUCAUCGCAAAACUCCCCAAUCAAAUCUUUCUUCGAAACGAGUGAAUUCGUCUAAAAUAUUAUCAGGUACAACUUCAGUCCAGCAACAUAAACCAUCGCAAUCAUCUCCGUUGGCUGUUCAUCGUCGUAAUGCUUCAAAUGUUACGAAUUCAAUAGCGAUUGAGAAUCCUCAAUCUUCUAGUUCACCUGCCGUGGCUCAAAAUUCUAAUGUAUUACCAACGAAACCUACUAUACCAGCCUUCAAAAAUCCAAAAUUUGCAACCCUUGGACCCAAAGAACGAAAAAUAAUGAUGGAGGCUUGGCGUGCUGGUGUUGCUAAUGAACAACAGCAAAAAAGUAAUACGGUAGAAAAUGGUGAAUUUAGUAAUAAAGCAGCAACUAAAAAACAAUUAACCAUUGAUAAUGCUAGUGAUUCUGCUACAAUAAAGGGCAAAAAUUGGAAGGAUAUGCCCAAUUCUCCAAUCAAAGUAUUUGUUGAAGAGGUUUUGGUAGAUGAGACUAAUCUUUCUGCUGCUGAAGCUGCUGCUUUUGCUCAUGAAGUUCAACAUGGAUUGACAGACUCUGGUACAAAAUCAGUACAUUCUUGCCAGACCACUACUACAACUAAUCGAGCACCUCUUCACUUACCAUCAAUUAUUACUACUGAUGUUGACGGAUCUAAAAAUGAAUCUCAAUUUACUGAAUCUCUUCAAAAUCAAAAUCCUUAUCAAUUGUUAUUUAACCUUGCCAGUCAUAUUAUGGAUCGUAUGAAGGGUACUGAUUUAAUGGCUCUUAAUCGCAGAUUAAAGAGAACUUUUGAUAUUUUGGAAUUGACCGAUUUAAGUAAUAAUUUGAUUGAAAAUAUUUUGAACGACGUUGAGGUUUUCAGAGAACGUUUCAGAUGG
This is a messenger RNA of Scutellospora calospora, 2823 nucleotides long. The record is from the annotation of a GenBank genome assembly. NCBI's taxonomy places the organism in Eukaryota, Fungi, Glomeromycota, Glomeromycetes, Diversisporales, Gigasporaceae.